AUGACAUACCAACCUAGUCCUACGGCAUCCUCGAAGCAGUUGAAGGACAUCAGCGCCGAGCUCGGAAAGCUUCGGGCUGCCGAAGUCGACCAACCUAAAUUGCCGCGCGUGCCGUCUUCAAGAGACUCAAUGUAUUACUACGCCAGGGAUUUCCAUUCGCAGACUUCGAAAAUGGACCGCUCAAGCGAUGGCCUGGAGAUCAUCGAUUAA
Messenger RNA from Schizophyllum commune H4-8, 210 nucleotides. RefSeq lists its product as uncharacterized. The record is from RefSeq and is a predicted model, not a curated record. The transcript has a single exon. The coding region runs from base 1 to 210 and encodes 69 amino acids. NCBI's taxonomy places the organism in Eukaryota, Fungi, Basidiomycota, Agaricomycetes, Agaricales, Schizophyllaceae.